Molecule: messenger RNA, 2244 nt
Organism: Paramacrobiotus metropolitanus
Lineage: Eukaryota; Metazoa; Tardigrada; Eutardigrada; Parachela; Macrobiotidae
Product: PR domain zinc finger protein 1-like
Exons: 6
Coding region: 232-2109 (625 amino acids)
Biological process (GO): cell fate commitment; regulation of transcription by RNA polymerase II
Cellular component (GO): cytoplasm; nucleus
Molecular function (GO): DNA-binding transcription factor activity; histone deacetylase binding; RNA polymerase II cis-regulatory region sequence-specific DNA binding
Source: RefSeq, a predicted model, not a curated record
UUCACUUUUUAGUCCGUUUUUCUUCUUCCCCGUUUCUGUUUCACUUUCAAGCAAGGUUUAGUUUGUAAUAAAAGCUAAAAUAUACUGCCACCAAUGGCAUACCAUCACUUUAUCGGUAUUCAGCAGUAAAAACUGCGACGCCUCCGCAUUAGAAUUGGAAAGAGCAGCUGCCUGGCUGCAGGGUGUCUUAACACUGCAGAUCUUUGCCUGGGAUUGAAAUCACUGAACAUUAUGUCUUCUUUCUCCGCACCGAUGCAUCCCAUCCCAGCAAUUAGACCGCUGGAAAGAAUCUGGUGCGAAAAGUGCAUGCGAUACAACGACGAGCCCUGUUGGAAUCACAAUGUGCACAUCUCCGAUACAGUCGUCAUUCCUUACGCUGUAUCCAGCCUCCCGAACCAGCUGUAUCUGGAUGUCUGCGGGAAUGGCCUGUCAGAUAAGCGAGUCUUGACGAAAGAGCGCCUUCCGAGUCAAACCAUCUUCGGCCCGCUGGUGGCGCCCCUCUCCGACACCCUGGUUCCGCCGCUGAUGUUCGCGUGUGCAUCGGAAGCGGGCGCACUGCGCUAUUUCCAGUUGGGAUCCGAGCAGACGGUAAACUGGAUGAAAUACGUCCGCUUUGCCGUCCGCGAAGGAGAAGGCAAUGUCGCGGUGUACGCGCGAGCCAACCAGGUGUUCUUCGUUACGAUGCGCGAAAUCCCUGCCUACGAAGAGCUGCGGCUGCGCUAUUCUAGGAGCUACGCCGAAAUGUCCGGUUUCGCCGUACCGCCACUUCGUUCCGGGAGUGCCGCUUCGAAGCCACCGCUGAAACGGGCCGUACCGGAAACGUCGAAAUACGAGCCAAAGCGACUCCGCACAAAGUUUAAAUCUCCCGAAUUUGUAACAACAUCCGAUUCGUCGUGCGACGAAAACCCUCCGUCACCAGAUUACCCAUUCCCUGAUAAUGCAGCAUCCACUCCAGUUAACACUUCCGUUAAGACUACGACGCCGGUGCAACGGAAGGCGAUUGUACAAGACACUCCAGCUCUCCCAUCAGUAAACCAGACGACUCUGCGGAAGACGACUGUAUUACAAGAUCAUCGUCAAGAUGAUGCGAAUAAUUAUGCUGACACGGCGGAUGUGGAGCCCUAUCAUGUCCCCGCUGUUCAUGAAAUUCCUCGGAAAAUUCGCCGGAAACUCAUCGGCUACAACGGCCCGCAGAUGAAUCCUGCCCCGACGGUACCCGUUCAGAAUGUGGUGAAAGUUAUGGUGUGCUUGCCGACCGCUAGCACAGCACGCGUCCCUGUGCUUGCACCGGCCCCUCCCCAACCGCCUAUCCAGCUUGUAGCCAUCCCGGCACCGAAGCCGCCGGUGGUUCGUAUCCGCAUCCCGCGCAUUCCUCCUCCGUUCGCCACAAAGAUGAAUCCUUCCCGCCAGAUCCUGCCCAAAGGCGGCGUUGUCCCUCGGGAUGAAUUCGCUGCCUUGAGUAAGACCGAGCCGGUGAUUGCCGUCCAGCCCGCGCCGUUCACCUACGAAGAAUACGCCGUGGAGAAGAGCGCCAACUGCGAGGAGCCGGCGUUGGUUUUGGUGGGUGAUGUGGUGAACAGGAAGAAUGACGCCGCGGAGGAAGCCGUGGACGAUGAAGAACAGCCCAACGCGAAGUAUCAGGCGUGCAGAUUGUGUGGCCAUAAGACCGAUACCCGUCAUCAUCGUCUGGCGGAACACAUGCGCCUGCGGCAUCCCGAGUACGUGAAGGAGCAUUGGAAGUUUCCCUGUGAGACGUGUGGCUACGUGUUUGCCACGACGAAGGCGGUGCAGAACCAUGUUCGCCGUACGCAUUCUUGCCCAAAGCGUGGUAAGAGUCGCGGUAAGCGUCCUUCCACGGAAGAAGUGCAGACCGCUCUGCAGUUCAUCAAAUCCACGGGAUUCUACAGCUACUUCUGCCCGGACUGCCACAAGCACUUUGCCAGUCAACCCCUUCUGGAGCUUCACCGAAGGCCCAUGACCCCACCGCCCCGGUGGAACCGCCCGAGCGCUGCUGCCCGGCUUGUCCCUUCUCCGCGGACAAUUUCCCGGCGCUUCUGGAACACCUAUCCGAGCAUUCCUUCAACGAGGAGGACAAGAAACCCUGCAUGAUCUGCGGCGAUUAUACCGUCAAGACCAAACUGCACAUCCGCUACAACCACGUGGAGGAGAUAGUCACGGCGUCGGCCGACUGGAAGUAUCCCUGUCAGGUGUGCGGGGCGCGCUUCUUCGACGAGAAGACUUUCC